CGGUGGAGUAAUCUUAUUGUACGGUGAAUGCACUAUAAUGCACUGCUUGAGUUGUUUUCUAGCAGGGUCGAUAUACGGUGGACGCUCAAACUAUUCGUACUCCAUGACCAUGAAUCAUGCAAGUUUUCAAUUGUUGCAAAAUAUGUAUACACACACGCACUUUAUAUAUAUGUUACAACUGCCAAAUGCUAGAGAAGUCUCUUUUAAAGCUGAAGUUAGCUCGUAGUUCAAAACAAGAAGAAGCUGAAGUUAGCUGAAGUUAAGUAUGGUUAAGAAAAUAGUUUAAGUUAACUUUCACGUUUUUUUCAUUUUUCAGAAACUUUAAUAACUUAUUCGUAAAACAGGAGACUCUUACCCUUUUAUUUUUAUUCUUUGGUGAAUCAUUAAAGUAUAACUCUAAAUAAUACAUCAAAGUAUAAGUCUCGGCCAGUCUGGGUUUGGGUUUCGGCCCAAGUGGUUUACAUGGUGAGCUGUAACAGAUGAUCGGUCAACUCUUGACAAUAGUCGGAAGGUAUUCUAAACUCGGAUCAUACAGUGUGGUACGCUUUCGGGCUAGUCCACGCACUAAGUGCGUUCCUCCCGGAGCCGACCGGAUCAGCCGAUAGGGUUUAUCAAAAAUAAAAAAAUGCACCAAAGUUUUUACUACUUGUAUCCUUGAGAAAAAUACAUUACAAGCCAUAAUUUCUUCAUGUAAUUUCAGCAAUAAAAUCAAUAUAAUGGUCUCAACGGACGAAAUAGUCAUUUUUUAUGAAUUCACACACACACACACACUACCGAGUUAAUUGUGGGUGGCUAAUAUUUUUGAAUGCAUCAAUCAUCUUUUAUCAUCUUUUCGACAUUUACAAAGAGAACCAGGACACGAUAUUUUUUUUAGAUGUUUGAUCGCUUUUAGAAAAAAACCUUAAACUAAUUAAUAAUUAAAAGCCUUUAAUUCUUAAUUUUACCUUGUUAAUAUAUCGUUCAAAAUGUCAACAACAUUUUCUGACCGCAUUGACUAGCUCAACCGCUUAAGACGCUGUGGAACGUUAAUUACCGCGCCACCAUCAGGCACUUUCUGAAGGUAGAUAAACUUAAACAUGAUAUCAGAGCGUUUGGUUAAAGCAUUUACAUUGGCAAUAACUACCUACACCGGGCAAUUUUUUUUGGUUUCUUAUAUGUGGUCUCUCUGCCUUUAGAAGGACCCAACAUAUCUCCCAGAUUUUGGCAAAGCAACAAACACAAUUAACUCAAAAGUUUAUAUACUGUUUAAAUACAGUUUUUAACCACUCGAGUAAGAUUAUGGCGAAGUUGUUUUUCACUCUCUUCUUGGUUCUUCCUCUAGCUUCAGCUUUUGCUUGUGGCGCAAGAAACAUCCCAGGAGGACUCUCUGACCAGAAGAAUUACCUCGGAUUCGGUGGUGGGUAUUCCGGUAUCGGAGACAAUGGUUUACCUUUCGGUGGCCUCGUUGGAGGUGUCACUGGUCCCAGUGGUACUCUUGGCUUUGGUGGACUUGGUGGUGUUGGUGGAGGACUAGGCGGUGGCUUAGGAAACGGUAUAGGCGGUGGAGUUGGUGGGGGAAGUACGGGAGGAGUUCAUUUCCCUUGAGUUGCUUAAGAUGAUUUCAGAGCAAUAAUAGUAUAAGCUCUCUGUAUAUAAAUGUGUUUAUAACGCACCUCGAGUUAAUAUAUUGAAGUUCGAUUUAACACAAAGAAAAAGAAAAGAAGUUAAUAGACAAAUGAAAUGAGUGAAACCAAAAAGAUAAUAACUGAGGUGUUAAAAAAGAUGAAAAAUUAGUUUUAAUUUAAUGAAAUGGGGUUUUCGUUUCAUAUGACAUUUAAUAGAUGUAACAAGUACUUAUUCAGGGGAAUAAGAAAAUAAUAUACGUAAUCAUCCAGAAAUUACGUACGGUGUGUAUGACUGGAAAAAAUCGGAGUGAAAAAGGGAAAAAUAAAUAAGUGAAAAUGGGAGGAAAAGUAAAAGUGGAAGACAGAGUAAAGUAGAGUAAAUGUAUUAACUCUUAGUAUUCAAAUGGUAAAAGCAGUACAUGCGGAUCAUGCAGGUCAAGUGAAACAAAUACAGAUCAAGCACGAAAAAUGCAGAUCAAAUAGAUCAUUCGAGAAAAAUGCAUAUCAAACAGAUCAAAUAGUUUAUUACAGUUUUGAAUGGUAAAAACAUUUAAAAAAAACAUAUUAUAUAUUUAAAUAAGAAAAAAAAAAAUUUUAAUUUACCACAAGUUGUAUUGUUGCAUUUAAGUAAAAUAAAUGAAAAUAGUAUAUAUUUAUAGAUGAAUAAUUUAUUUUACAAUUUUGUAUUGUUACAUAUAUAUAUAAUUUUAUCAGUACAUAAAUAUUAUAUAUAUAUAUAUUAUUUAUUUGAAGGGGCUCCAGCUUGAAUUUUGUUCUGGGUUCGAAUAGUAUUGGUCAUCUAGCCGGGUUUUAAAUGGAUUUAAUCAUUUACACUUACCCGACUAUAAAAUUUCGUAGAAUUAGUUUUUGGGUUUAAAAAGCUUUUGGAAUCCUCACAUUUAUCAAAAAUAUAUUAUUUUAUUUCUUGUUAUUGAAGUAUAUAAAAUAUAAAUAAAAGUCAAAAUACAGUAAUUUGAUACCUAAACACUAAAAAUAUUUAAAUUGAAAACAUAAUUAUAGAUAGUAAACUGGAUUUAAUACUUGUGGUAUCUUAAAAUGUUACGCUAGUUUUAACAAAUAUACAUUAUUUAUUGUUAUGUUAAAAUACCUAAAAUAAAAAAUAAAAGGCAGGAGGUUCGCUUGAAACACAUCAAAUGUGUGGUGUUAGUACUGUAGAGUGUAGAUCAUUAUUAUUGCUUGUAAAAUUGAAUUGCUAGCAGGUCAUGUAUAUUUUAUUAUUUUUAUAAAUGAAUUGUUUCUUUGUUGCUAACAUACGUUGAAUGGCAAUAAAAAUGCAGGUCUCCCACCCCAGUGUACGUCAUGUCCCUCUCCUGCCAUUCCAUUCAGACUCUUAGUUAAGUUAGUAAAACUAUAGAAAGUAUUACAUUGUAAGUCACUUUAUCAAACUUAAAUAACACUAUGAGUCA
Messenger RNA from Brassica napus (rape), 3031 nucleotides. RefSeq names its product acanthoscurrin-1. The record is from RefSeq and is a predicted model, not a curated record. NCBI's taxonomy places the organism in Eukaryota, Viridiplantae, Streptophyta, Magnoliopsida, Brassicales, Brassicaceae. The coding region runs from base 1279 to 1584 and encodes 101 amino acids. The transcript has a single exon.